CCCAGAUGUAGAGAGAGAAUUAAAGAUAAAGGAAAAUAAGACUAGGCCACUCAACAGAACUGCUGAUUUGGAGCCCGUGAAGCCGACGUGUUGCCCCCCGUGGCUUCACUGUGCCCGUGCUGGAGAUGUCCCUGAAGAGUGACCGGCAGGUGGACACCUCGACGCUCAAGAGGAUCGCUGCAGACAUGAGCAAUAUCAUCGAGAGCCUGGACACGAGGGAGCUCCACUUCGAGGGGGAGGAGGUGGAUGCGGAGGUACUGAGUGACCCCAAAGCCGCCGUGAGCAUUCCAUUCUCUGCAAUUUAUCACACACGUGGAUUCAAAGAGCCAGAUGUACAGACGUAUCUCAAGGGCUGCCCUAUCAAAGUGCGUGUUCUGGAAGUUGAACGUUUUACUUCAACAAGGAAGGUACCAAGUCCAAAUGUUUACACUAUUGAGUUAACACAUGGAGAAUUCACAUGGCAAGUGAAGAGGAAGUUCAAGCACUUUCAGGAAUUUCACAGGGAGCUGCUGAGGUACAAGGCGUUUAUGCGGAUCCCGAUCCCAACGCGGAGUCACACGGUGAGAAGACAAUCCAUCAAAAGGGGAGAAACCCGGCAGAUGCCGAGCCUGCCGCAUACCUCGGAGAGCACGGUGCGAGAGGAGCAUUUCUCCAGCAGGAGGAAACAGCUGGAAGACUACCUGACAAAGAUCCUAAAAAUGCCAAUGUACAGAAACUACCAUGGAACAAUGGAGUUCAUUGGUGUAAGUCAGCUGUCCUUCAUCCAUGACCUAGGACCAAAGGGCAUAGAAGGUUUGAUCAUGAAACGCUCYGGGGGGCACCGAAUACCCGGUCUGAACUGCUGCGGCCAAGGACGGAUGUGCUAUCGAUGGUCCAAAAGGUGGCUGGUAGUGAAAGAAUCCUUCCUGCUGUACAUGAAGCCAGACAGUGGGGCCAUCGCCUUUGUCUUGCUGGUAGAUAAAGAAUUCAACAUAAAGAUAGGCCAGAAAGAGACAGAAACGAAAUAUGGGUUGCAGAUCGACAAUCUCUCUAGGUCACUGAUUUUGAAGUGUAACAGCUACAGGCAUGCCCAGUGGUGGAGACAGGGAAUAGACGAGUUCAUUCGGAAAAAUGGCAAGAACUUCCUAACAGAGCACAGAUUUGGGUCCUACGCAGCCGUGCAAGAGAACACACUGGCCAAGUGGUAUGUGAAUGCUAAGUGGUACUUCGAAGAUGUUGCCAAUGCCAUGGAAGCAGCUAAAGAAGAAAUUUUCAUCACGGAUUGGUGGCUGAGCCCAGAAAUCUUCAUGAAACGACCUGUUGUAGAAGGAAAUCACUGGAGACUGGACUGCAUCCUCAAGCGAAAGGCACAACAAGGAGUGAGAAUCUUUGUGAUGCUGUAUAAAGAGGUGGAGCUUGCCCUAGGAAUCAACAGUGAAUAUAGCAAGCGGACACUCAUGCAUCUCCAUCCAAACAUUAAGGUGAUGAGGCACCCAGACCACGUGUCCUCCUCCGUGUACCUCUGGGCCCACCACGAGAAGCUCGUCAUCGUUGACCAGUCCGUAGCGUUCAUUGGUGGCAUCGACCUGGCCUACGGCAGGUGGGACGAUGACGAGCAUCGCCUGACKGAUGUUGGCAGCGUGAAACGCGUGGCGACGGCUAAGUCGGUGUCCACAAUCAAUCUGGCAUCUGCAGCUGAGUCAACUGAACAUAUCGCCCUGGAGCCUCCAGCUCCGUCCCCAGAAAACCGUCUGCUCCAGAACAAUGCUGAAGAUGCCCCAGACGUUUCAAAAAUGAAAGGGGUAGGAAAGUCCAAAAAGUUUUCGAGAUUCAGUAUUUAUAAGCAUCUCCAGAAGCACRGCAUGCACCACGCUGAUAGCGUCAGCAGCAUAGACAGCGAGUCAAGUUAUUGUAACCCCAAUAGAAGUCAACCGAAUAUAAUCCAGAGUUUAAAACCCCACCUGAAAAUGUUUCAUCACCACAAUGAAUCCAAACAGGGGCUCGCUGAGCCUCGGGAGGACAAAGGGUCGAUGCGCAGCCUGAAGACAGGGGUUGGCGAGCUCUUYGGGGAAACGAGAUUCUGGCACGGGAAGGACUACUGCAACUUUGUCUUUAAAGACUGGGUUCAGCUUGACAAACCUUUUGCUGAUUUCAUCGACCGGCACACGACGCCGAGGAUGCCCUGGCACGACAUCGCCUCCGCCGUGCACGGCAAGGCCGCCCGCGACGUCGCCCGCCACUUCAUCCAGCGCUGGAACUUCACCAAGAUCAUGAAGCCCAAGUACCGAUCCCUGUCCUACCCAUUCCUGCUGCCGAAAUCUCAGGAAACUGCUCAUGAGUUGAAGUACCAGGUGCCUGAGUGUGUUCGUGCCACGGUCCAGGUGAUCCGUUCUGCUGCUGACUGGUCGGCUGGCAUUAAAUACCAUGAAGAAUCCAUCCACAACGCGUACAUCAGCGUGAUAAAAAACAGCAAGCACUACAUAUAUAUAGAAAACCAGUUUUUUAUUAGCUGUGCUGAUGACAAAGUUGUCUGGAACAAGAUAGGAGAUGCAAUUGCUCAGAGGAUUCUUAAAGCUCACAGGGAAAACAAACGUUUCCGCGUGUAUGUGGUGAUCCCGCUGCUGCCCGGCUUUGAAGGGGACAUCUCGACGGGCGGCGGGAACGCGCUGCAGGCCAUCAUGCACUUCAACUACAGGACCAUGUGCAGAGGAGAACAUUCAAUUCUGGGCCAGCUGAAGGCAGAGGUUGGAGAUAAGUGGAUAAACUACAUAUCCUUCUGUGGGCUGCGGACGUAUGCAGAGUUGGAAGGAAAACUGGUCACUGAACUCAUCUACGUUCACAGCAAACUGCUAAUUGCUGAUGACGACACUGUCAUAAUUGGCUCAGCCAACAUCAACGACCGCAGCAUGCUGGGCAAGCGGGACAGCGAGAUGGCCAUCAUCGUGCAGGACACGGACACCGUCCCCUCCGUCAUGGACGGCGAGCACUACAGCGCCGGGAGGUUCGCGCAGUCCCUCCGGCUCCGGUGCUUCAGGGUUGUACUUGGAGCCUCGGAUGUCAAUUCAGACCACCAGGACCCCGUCUGUGACAAGUUCUUCAAGGAGGUGUGGAUUGCAACAGCAGCCCGCAACGCCACCAUCUUCGAUAAGGUUUUCCGAUGCCUUCCCAGUGACCAGGUGAAUAACUUAGCCCAACUGCGUGAUUUCAUCAACAAACCAAAACUAGCAAGUGAUGAUCCUGUGAAAGCAGCAGAAGAGUUGAAGAAGAUUCGUGGCUUUCUAGUACAAUUCCCCUUCCGUUUUCUGGAGGAGGAAUACCUGCURCCUUCUGUUGGAACAAAAGAAUCCAUGGUACCAAUGGAGGUUUGGACUUAAGGAGAUUGGGACUGCUUCCUAUUUUAAACUCUAGUUCUCAAAAGACAAGUUUAUGAACAGUAUAGGAUUUCAGAAAGCUUUUAAUUUUUUGCAAAGGGAGGCAAAAAAGAAAGGUCUCUGCCAAACUAACGUGCCUUUCAUAGGGGUUUUGGUGGAGGAACUUCAAGCAAAAUGACACUAGCAAAGGAGAGGAUCAAAAAGACUUGGAAAUUAUGACAGAUGAGAAGUUUAUUCUCUGAAGAAAUUACUGCUUUAGACAAUUUCUAAGCACCUAAAGGAUUGAGGCUGCUUCCUAGGAAAGGAAACAAAUCCUAAUAGAUAUUAGUACUGCUGCCAGUGUGGCUGCCACGUCCAAGUGGUUGUGCUGUGGCCCCGCAGGAGCUGCGGGAUGCAUUUGCUUUCUGGAGCUUUCAGGUACCAGUGUGUUCACCUGCUGCAGCCCCUCGUCUCAUCCCUGUUGCUGUUUUGCAGGAACCUCUCUCAGAGCUCGGGUGGUGUUGGGAAGCUCUGCUUGACGCUGUCCCAGGCAUUCCUGUGAUCACGGCUUGCCAAGGCUGGAUGUUUCACUGCUUUUUGAGGAACAGACUAACAAUCAGAAUCAGUGUUUUUGGUCUCUUUUCCCCUCUCGGCAGGGGGACAUGUUUUUACUACAGCUAGAGCGAUCAGCAAUCYUCACCAGACGCAGCAUGGUGCUCUGUACAUCUUAGCAAAGUGCAGCCUCCGUGGAGCUCAACGUGUUGGAAAUCAGGAGUUCUCUGGCUUUCCCAGGCAUGCAGCACGUCAGUUUGUUUAAGCUGCAGGAAGGCUUUCUCCAAGAGAGAAUCCAGUUUCAGGCUGAAGCCUCCGAUCUUCCUCGYGGGAGGGAAGUGAGGUGCUGUGUGGGACAGGGAGCUAUCAAUAACUAUCCUGGCCAUGUUCAGUCUGUGCUUUGGAUCCUUUGCCGUCACAUUUAUAUUGCUUUAAAUAAUAGACUUUCCUGUCCAUUCCCUUUUCUCCCUAUUUGAAAGAAGGGAGAGCUGAGAUGUCAGGCCAGCUGUGCUCAGACCAGGUUCACAUCUUUUUUUUCUCCUCGUUUUUCCCCUUYGCAGACUGGGUGAGUGCCGGGGAACGGGGGGAGCUUGUCUCUCUGAUCUGCUUUCUAACGAGACAGGCCACAGUCGGUCACGCAGAACAAGUCUUCCAAGGGCAGGUGAAACUUAACACAUUCAGCCCUGUCUUGCAUCUCCAUACAGCAGCUCCCAAGGCCAGUUUUGCACCUCGCUGGGUAGCCAAGGACUCGGGCAUUUCUCCCUCCUYGGGCCACGCUCUGCUGCCCCCGGCCAGCUCCUUGUCCCAGCUCUGGACGCUGUCCUGCGUGUCCCAGUUUUGCGUCCUCCCUGUGUCCCAGGUGUCCACAGUGGAGCUGGGGGCCCCACCAGYGGGCAGAGCGUCCCGUCCAACACCCGAAGGAGAAAAUUCCUAACRCAGGAGCCUCAUUGUGAAAGUGGGAACCCAAACUCCUCUGCUGCGAGGGGGAUCCCUUCACCAGCUCCACUGCCGAUGUGCUCCUUAACCCGUGUUCUCAAAGUGCCCCAGGCGCUGUAGUCAGACCAGAUGAACUUACAUUUCCAGUAGUUUUUUAAAAAGUGUUCAUAGGGAAGUUUCUUUUUUCCUUUGUUUGAGCUUCCAGCAGUCUUUUAACUGGAAAAGAACCACACUAUUCCUCAAGGUAGCCCUAGAAUAUGUCCAGUACCAUCUCUUACCCUUUAGCUGAUUGUCUUCUGCAUCUUGCAUGCAAAUAGAGUGAUUUUGUAGGCAGUGGUCUCUGGGGGAGUAACAAACACACACGGACACACUCCCCAGGGCACCGAGGUGUCACCCAGCUCCACGAUUCCUGCUGUUUGAUCCUCAUGUUUUAUAGGUGCAGUUAGGAAUAAGGCUCCUUUGUACACGGCGAAGCUGUGGGCUGCCUGGAGGAGCCUGCGCUGCGUUCUCGCUGCUAACCUGGGUUGCCCCAGGGGCCGAGGCCUUUGGCUGCUGCGCUGUAAAUAGCUCAGUGWUUCCCCAGUUACUCCCCUUAUCAAAGUGACCCGCUGCGGGGCGCGAGCUGCACGCCGUGCCCGCGCUUCCAGUCAGGAGGAGGUCAAAGGCGUCCUACUAUUUCACACUAGCGCUGGCUAGCCUGGAGUUUCAUCUCUGGGUAGGUUUUUAGCUCUUCCAGUUUGAACAGUGCUGCUAACUUGAAACAAUUACCGCCCCUCGGAGUCYGCCUGAGGCAGGUAGGUCUGUGCUCAUCCUCGGAAAGGGAGCGCUCGGCCGCAUCCUUAAGAAGCCUGUGGAUUUUGUUGUCUUCUAAGUGCUCUUACCUGCCCCRUGCUGCCAUCAUCCAACCAUCCGUGUGUUGUCCCUUGAGGUGGCGUGGGGGACUCGGCAUCCUGGGGCGCUACCCCCCUCUCCCGGACUGCUCUCGGAGAAGCUUCCYGAGUCCAUCCCAGGUGCCCUGGAGCUGGAGGGCCAUGGAGCUGAGAUUUGCCUUAGGGAAAGCUGUGCGGGUAUCAAAGGAGGGCACGGCUGCCACCUCYGAGCGCCCAGCCCGUCUUGGGCUCUCGGGGAUCGCUGGCCAACUGCAGUUCUCUUUCUUAUAUUAAGAAGCCAGUGAGCAGGGUGAGGUUCAGCACCGCGGGAGAAUUCAGUGUUAUCCCUGAGCAAUCCCCGCUCAGUCCCACAGCGCUUUGACUCACGAUAGGUUCCCCAGGCUGCAGGGGAGUCGCUUGCAGAUGCACCGGCUGCAGCCAGCGAUGAGCGUUGGGCACCAGCCGGCCCUGAGGCGGCUCUUCCUCGUGGAAUUUACUGGUUAGGACUGCAAGAAAUGAGAGGAAAUUCUCAAAGGCUCUACCUUCUUUUCUUGUAUUUCAACCUGAAUUUAAUUUUUUUUUAAUGUAUUCCUCAAUAGAUACCACUCACACUCCUUACCACAUCUUUAUAUAUUUUUAAAUAUUGUGAUAUUUUAAUAUAUAUAUUUUGUUGUAUAGAGGUUUGAUUGGAUAAUUCUUUUAGCRUGGAAUUGGUGCAUGGUUUUAACAGCACAAGAGGGAUAAAAUGAGAUGAUAUUUCAGACCUUUGCAGUGGGUGAUGUGUAGAAGAAACACCCUUGAGCUGCCGGCAGAUGAAGCGCCCCUGGUCCCUCCACUUGCUCCACUUUCACCCUCCACAGGUGAAAGGGGCUCGUCCCCAGCAAGCCGCUGCCUUUGUCAUCCUCGGGAGGGCUGUUUCAGCCAAGGCAAACGCGUGAAGGUCGGCACUGGUGUUUGCUGGCGGCCCCGCUUGAUGGGAGAUGGGCUGGGUGGAAGCCCAAACACUCUCCAUUUGUUUUAAUUGAGUUUGAGAACGUGACUUCACAGUCCUGGUGCUGUCCCCGGCGGGGACCUCGGCUUUGGCUUAGGUGGGAGCCUGUGGUAUUAAUUCCUGGCACCUUUACUCCUGCCGAGGGCGCCUCCACGCACAAUCAGCCCCCGUCUCGGCUUGCUGCUGUGCUUUCAGUGUCAUAAACCCCGCUGUGCAGUUGUGGUGAGCACAGCRUGGGCUGUGUGACCGAGACAGAAGCUGCACUUGCGGCUGCAGGGAGGAACGUCCGAACGGGCCUYGGGAGGAGCAGUUUCCACGUGGAAGAUGCCAAACGGGGUCAAGGCAAACCGAGGGGCAAGCUGCGAGUGGACUCCUCAGUGCAACCAUCCUCUUUGGGUCCUUUAUUACUGUUAUUAUUCCUUUAUUUUUGU
This is a messenger RNA of Nothoprocta perdicaria, 7108 nucleotides long. It is a transcript of the gene PLD1, whose product is annotated as phospholipase D1. The record is from RefSeq and is a predicted model, not a curated record. NCBI's taxonomy places the organism in Eukaryota, Metazoa, Chordata, Aves, Tinamiformes, Tinamidae. The transcript has 27 exons. Gene Ontology annotation, biological process: regulation of microvillus assembly; cell motility; phosphatidic acid biosynthetic process. Gene Ontology annotation, molecular function: D-type glycerophospholipase activity; phosphatidylinositol binding. The coding region runs from base 126 to 3353 and encodes 1075 amino acids.